UACUAGACAUGCUAAAGAAAAAAAACACCGACCUCACAGACUUAAUUAGCUCUCGGCCGGGGUCUUCUUCUCUAUUUUCAGCUUCAGGGCACUCGUCAUCUCUGUAUUCCACGUACAACUCUCAUCACUCUUUGCAAUAAACAAGAAGCAGAGAAUCAGCGCAAACUUUCAACGCUCUAAAAUCCAUUGAACCUGGACGCAAAAUGGGCUCAGAAUCGUUUCUACGACCUCUCCUGACUGCGAAACUUCGCUUGAAUAUUUAAACUCUUCAUCUCUGAGUUGUUUUCGUUGUUGUUCUUCGUAAUCAGCAACAGGCAAAUAUGUUCUGUUUGCAGGUCAUCACUGUGGCCACCUAAAUGAGCAACCGGAUUACUGAUGCGCUCCCGGUAACAGAUAUGGAGUUACCUGCUGACGCUCACUCACAUGAACAUCCAGAGAACUUGCCAUACGUCCACAAAGUGGGAGUGCCUCCCAAGCAGAAUUUGUUUACUGAGUUUAAAACAACUUUCAAGGAAACAUUCAUGCAUGAUGAUCCUUUACGCUCUUUCAAGGACCAAUCAAACUCAAAAAAGUUACUCCUCGGACUACAAGCUGUUUUUCCCAUUCUUGAUUGGGGAAGAAGCUAUAGCCUUUCCAAAUUCAGAGGUGAUCUGAUUGCUGGACUUACCAUUGCAAGUCUUUGCAUUCCUCAGGACAUUGGCUAUUCAAAACUAGCAAAUUUGGCACCGCAAUAUGGACUUUACAGCAGCUUCGUGCCACCACUGAUAUAUGCAGCCAUGGGAAGCUCGAGAGAUAUUGCCAUAGGCCCGGUGGCAGUGGUGUCUCUCUUGCUUGGAACUUUGAUUCAGGAUGAGUUCGAUCCUGUUAAACAAAAAUUAGAUUACCAGCGUCUCGCAUUUACAGCCACAUUCUUUGCUGGACUCACUCAAUUUGCCCUUGGCUUUUUCAGAUUGGGUUUCUUGAUUGACUUCCUGUCUCAUGCUGCCGUUGUUGGCUUUAUGGGUGGUACAGCCAUAACCAUAGCUCUUCAGCAGCUUAAAGGACUGCUUGGCAUUAAGAAAUUCACAAAGAAAACCGAUAUUGUUUCUGUGAUGCGGUCUGUUUGGACUAGUGUACAUCAUGGGUGGAAUUGGGAAACUGUAGUAAUAGGAGUCGCUUUCUUGGCUUUCCUUCUCCUUGCAAAGUACAUCGGGAAAAAAAACAAGAAACUCUUUUGGGUGUCUGCCAUCGCUCCGUUGAUUUCUGUGAUCAUUUCAACCUUCUUUGUUUAUAUCACCCAUGCUGAAAAGAAGGGAGUCCAAAUUGUAAACAAGAUUGAAAAAGGCAUCAAUCCAUCUUCUGUCCAUGAGAUCUUCUUCACUGGAGAAAAUCUUGGUAAAGGUUUCAGGAUUGGGGUCGUGGCUGGAAUGAUAGCAUUGACGGAAGCUGUGGCAAUUGCAAGAACUUUUGCAGCAAUGAAGGACUAUCAUAUAGACGGAAACCGUGAGAUGGUAGCAUUAGGAACGAUGAACGUUAUUGGUUCCAUGACAUCGUGUUAUGUUGCCACAGGAUCUUUCUCGCGAUCUGCAGUGAAUUAUAUGGCAGGUUGUAACACAGCUGUUUCCAAUAUCGUGAUGUCUUUGGUUGUCUUGCUGACUCUAGAAGUGAUCACCCCGCUGUUCAAAUACACCCCAAAUGCUAUACUGGCUUCCAUCAUUAUAUCCGCUGUUGUUGGACUAAUCGACAUUAAUGCAAUGUUACUGAUAUGGAAGAUUGACAAGUUUGAUUUCAUUGCGUGCAUGGGAGCCUUCUUCGGUGUGGUUUUUGUCUCGGUUGAGAUUGGUCUCUUGAUUGCGGUCGCAAUAUCUUUUGCCAAAAUCCUCCUCCAAGUGACGAGGCCUCGGACUGCGGUACUCGGAAAAGUCCCAAGAACAAAUGUGUACAGAAAUAUACAACAAUAUCCAGAGGCAGCUAAGGUUCCUGGGAUUCUAAUCGUCCGAGUUGAUUCUGCAAUUUACUUUUCCAACUCCAACUAUAUCAGGGAGAGGAUACUAAGAUGGCUGAGUGAUGAAGAAGAACAGCUGAAAGAAAAUGGGGAGCUCAAGUCUAAAAUUCAUUGCUUGAUUGUGGAAAUGUCACCUGUUACAGAUAUUGACACCAGCGGAAUCCAUGCCUUAGAAGAGUUGCACAAUAGUCUUCGAAAGAAAGAUAUUCAGCUGGUUUUAGCAAAUCCUGGACCAGUGGUAGCGGACAAGCUGCAUGCAUCCGACUUUACUACCUUGAUCGGGGAAGACAACAUCUUCCUCACAGUAGCAGAUGCUGUCAUCACCUUUGCCCCCAAGAUGGAGCCUUAAAAGCACCUUUGUCACUUCAUUUCCGUCAUGGUCAAGGGCACUCCCUUUUCUUUUCUUUUUUUUGGGUGGGUGU
Coffea arabica (coffee) is the source of this 2406-nucleotide messenger RNA. Its product is annotated as sulfate transporter 1.3. NCBI's taxonomy places the organism in Eukaryota, Viridiplantae, Streptophyta, Magnoliopsida, Gentianales, Rubiaceae. Gene Ontology annotation, molecular function: secondary active sulfate transmembrane transporter activity. The record is from RefSeq and is a predicted model, not a curated record. Gene Ontology annotation, biological process: sulfate transmembrane transport. Gene Ontology annotation, cellular component: membrane.